ACAAUUCGAAAUGCUCUCCAUACCGCUGAAGGGCAUCGAAUGUGGGACACUUGUUCUCAAGGUUGUUGGUGGAACUAACCAGUUUUCGAGACUUGGGAGAUAUUUAUGUGGUCUGAUGACGAAUCUUCACCUAGAAAAACUAACGUUGCCAGUUUUUUGGGUCACCAAAACAGCCUAGUCGAAAAAACGGCUGAGGAUCUUUGUUGCCUUGCUGAUCCUGUUUGGGAAUUAUUGGACCCACUACCAGAUAUCAGAUUGUUGUUUUCCUCAUUCGACAGUCAGUUCUUCGGAAAUUCUCUCGGAUGUGUAGAAGUCAAAUGGAGCUCCCGGAUGACUCUUUGUGCAGGAGUUUGCAAAUUUCACAAACCUUAUGGAAUGUGUUCCAUCAGCCUAAGUGAACCCCUACUAAAAUUUAGACCGCGAAAAGAUCUCGUGGAGACUCUGUUGCAUGAAAUGAUUCAUGCAUUUUUGUUCAUAACAAGGAAGGACAAAGAUCGUGAUGACCAUGGACCAAAUUUCAUAUCGCACAUGCAUCGCAUCAACUCGUUGGCUGGAGUAAAUAUUACUGUUUACCAUGCAUUUCAUGAUGAAGUUGAUACAUAUCGCACUCACUGGUGGCGUUGUACCGGUCCAUGUCGCAACCGUCCACCAUACUUCGGCUAUGUUAAACGUUCUAUGAAUAGAGUACCUGGCCCUAAGGAUACUUGGUGGGGUCAGCAUCAAGCUACAUGUAUAGGUAAAUUUGUAAAAAUCAAGGAACCAGUGAAGAAAGUUCCAUCUAGACGAAAAACUUCAUUUGAAUCCAGUUCAAAAGACCAAUCUACAUCAAAAAAACAAAUUAGGAGUGGCGAUAUUCGAAACUUUGUCACCAUUAAUGAUGAAAAAGAAAAUACCUUUACAAAAUUUGCUAGUCACCCGAACAAUGGUGGAAGCAGUUAUUCAUCAGUCCAUGUUUGGCCUAGCGAUGAUAAAGGUCAUAUCCUCGGAAACGGUCACUCGUUAUGUCAAGACGUGGCACUGAUUGAAUCGAAACCAAAUGCAAUUGAAACAAUUGAUUUAUCAGAAGUAUCAUGCCCUAAUUGCUCUUGUACUGUUUUACUCUCUCAGAUUAAUCAACACUUAGAUAUUUGCCUUUCAUAAAGCUAUCUUUACAAAUUUUUGAAAAUAAACUUUAUAGUAUUAUAACUUUGGUUCUAAUGCCUUAACCUAAGAUCUUCGAAAGUAUGUUCUGAACUAAUUUUCCGACAUGUUGAAUAAGUGUCUCUAUGUUUCAAAGGAGCUCAAAGGAAUACCUGGAAGAUGAAGUUGCUCUCAUUACAAAUUGCCUACGUGAGAAUGCAUAUUCAGCGAAGUUCAUCCAGAAAUAUGCCAAAGCCAACCCUCGGGUUAUGUACGAUAGAGUGGAAGAGAAAACCUGCUUCUUAUACUUACGCUUCAAAGGAGUUGAAAUCACUGAAAUAAUUAAUCACAGGAUAAAUUCCGCGUUGAAGGUGACUUACUCAGCGGAAAAACUGACGACACUAUGGGAAACGAACUGCUCUCACAAACAAACUAAAAUCGACAGGUCCUCUUUUCUCAGUAGCUCCAACUGCAUUUACUGAUUUACAUGUACGUGCCAAAGCACAUACAUUGGAAGAACCGAGAGAAGAGUAUAUGUUCGCGUUUCCGAUCAUGUUUCAAAGAAAUUGAGACUACGAGGGACAAGGGCUCUUAACAGUGCAAUAGUUUGGCAUUUACUUGACACUUGGCAUAACAUUGACAUUCCUCAAGCUUUUAAAAUUAUUAGCAGACAAAAAAGUACUGCUUUUCUCCGUUUUGCCGAAGCAAUCGCGAUAAAAAUACUCAAACCUGAUCUAUGUAUUCAGAAAGAGAGUAAUAAACCUAUUACUACACUGGUAAUUCAAUUUUUAGUCAUUAGUCUUAUUGUUAAUGUUUAGUUUUUUAUAUUUCUCUUUCAUUACCGAAUUCUUAAACCAUCCCUCCACUCAUACAUUUCCACUCACUCGAUUCUCUUAAAUUAUGUAAACUCUUCAAAUCCCGUUCAAUUAUUACGUAACACAUCUUGCUAGUUUUUUUAAUUCCUUGAAUCUUAUGUAAACCAUUCAUUACUUCUAAAAUUUGUCACACAAUUUAUCUUAUCUGUCUCUGAACUUCACUCAAUUAUUACGUCACCCAUCCCUAAUUUUUUCUUGAUUCUAACACCAAAUAACCUCUGACCUGUUCUGUAUAUAUAUAUAUAUAUAU
Molecule: messenger RNA, 2244 nt
Organism: Schistosoma guineensis
Lineage: Eukaryota; Metazoa; Platyhelminthes; Trematoda; Strigeidida; Schistosomatidae
Source: the annotation of a GenBank genome assembly